UUCUUUCACCCAGUCCACCUCCAGCGAUCAUGACGGCGAAGAACCGACAGAAGAGCAAUGCCGGCGAGAAAGCCACUGCUGCUUCUGCAGCUGCACCGGUGCAUAAGGAAGAGAAGUCCCAGAAAAGUAACGGUGUGAGCGGCUCCUCGGGCGCCCAGGGGUCGGCGCGCUCAUCCGGGAAGAAGAGCCGCAGCUGUCUGGGCACCCUGCUCUCGAUGCUCUUCUACGCGGCAAUGAUCGGAGGCGUCGCCCUGGCCGCUUUCCACAUGCAGAAGGUGGUGGAGGAGAUCCGGCAGACGAGCGCAAAAAACGCCGAAAGCGCGCAAAUCAGCGCCGAGAUCGGCGGCAAAAUGGAGGGCGUCGUUCAACAGGUGGCCUCUCUGAAAGGCGUCGUGGACAGUCUGAAGUCGUCGUUGGGCGCCACCCGUGUGGAGCUGGAGGGCGCCGUGACCCGGAUGGCGCGGGGCGAGGAGGAGACGCGGCGGGUGGAUGAGGCCCUGCAGAAGCUCCAGAAAGACCUCCUCAGGGAGCUCUCCGAGGGCAUUAGCGAGGUGAAGGAUGCCCGGGAGCGUGACUUCUCUUCCCUGGAGGUGACGGUGGAGCAGCGUCUCGAGGAGGUGAGCCGCUCGGUGCGCGCCAGCGUGACCGAGUUCACCAACGCCCAGGGUCAGGCGCAGAGCCAGCUGGCCGACCUCCAGGCUCGGCUGGGCGGCAUCGAAGACCCCGCCAUGGUCAAGCAGGAGCUGUCCAGCAUCGUGGAGGUGGUGGCCGAGAUCAGGGCGGCCAAGCAGGACGCCGACGCCUCUGCCGAUUCCAUCCGGGAGCAGAUCAACUCUGUGAGGGAGGAGCUCCGCACGCGUAGCCAGGAAGUGGCCUCGCUUUCCCUGGAAGUGGAGUCCUUCAGGUCCGUGGUGCAAGACACGGUGGGAAGUCUCAAGCUGUCCGUGUCCGCCACCGAAUCGCAAGUCCAAGCCCUCGGGGACCGAACCGGCUCCGUAGAGGGCGGCUUGGAACGGGCCGCCGAGGGAGUCCGCGAUGUGGAGACGAAGGUCAAUGAGGUCGCCGCUCAGUCACAGAAGCGAGCAGAUGACCUGGAGGCCCGCCUCAAAGCCUCGGAGGAGAGCAGCGAUUCAGUCAGCGCCAAGAUGGAGUCGCUCCUCUCCCAGUACGACAUCCAGGAGAGCGCCCUGGCCGGCAAUGCCCUCUCCAAAGUGGAGCUGGAGGCCCUGACCAAACAGAUAGAGGAGCUGGAGGCCAACGUAGCGGUCGUGGGGGAUGCGCAGGACACGCUGGCCGCCACGGACUCGCUCAUGGCCCAGCGGGUGGAAGAGCUGGAGAGGUUGGCCGCCGAGGGGCACGCCGCCAAGCUGGAGGAGCAGCAACAAGCCAUCAUCUCCUUACAGACGGCCUUGGGGGAGGUCACCCAGUCGCUGGCGGCUUUGUCCGAGGCGCAAGAGUAGCAUCACGAGAAAUUACAAAAGAAAUAAACUUUUUUUUUUUUUUA
Molecule: messenger RNA, 1504 nt
Organism: Hippocampus comes (tiger tail seahorse)
Lineage: Eukaryota; Metazoa; Chordata; Actinopteri; Syngnathiformes; Syngnathidae
Gene: ckap4
Product: cytoskeleton associated protein 4
Exons: 2
Coding region: 30-1460 (476 amino acids)
Source: RefSeq, a predicted model, not a curated record